AUGCGUCCCCUGCAGCGUCCCCAGCCAUCUCGCCUUCGGCCGAUGCCGGCAUCCAGCUUCCGUGUUCCGGUCCCUGUGACGUUGGAACAUGCGUCGCCGGACCCCGCGGCAAAUUUGAAAAUUUUUAAAAAUGACAUUUUUUUUAAAAUGAUUAUUACAUACAUUUCACAUACAUUUUUCCCUACUGCUUUGUCCUGUGCCCUGCCUGCAUUUUGAAUGUUCUUUCUGCCUGGAAACUUAGAAAAGUCCACGGCAUCCAAAAAGCAUCCCUUUAUGUCAAAAUCGGUUUUAGACCGGCUAGAGAACAGCGAUAGUAAAUCAGAACCACUUGCAGAAUUGA
Staurois parvus is the source of this 340-nucleotide messenger RNA. The record is from the annotation of a GenBank genome assembly. NCBI's taxonomy places the organism in Eukaryota, Metazoa, Chordata, Amphibia, Anura, Ranidae.